AUGACGAACACCACACCCAUCACCACACCAAUCACCACACCAAUCACCACAUCCAUGACGAGCACCACACCCAUCACCACACCAAUCACCACAUCCAUGACGAGCACCACACCCAUCACCACACCCAUCACCACAUCCAUGACGAACACCACACCCACCACCACACCCAUCACCACAUCCAUGACGAACACCACAUCCAUCACCACACCCAUCACCACAUCCAUGACGAGCACCACACCCAUCACCACACCAAUCACCACACCCAUCACCACACCAAUCACCACAUCCAUGACGAGCACCACACCCAUCACCACACCCAUCACCACAUCCAUGACGAACACCACACCCAUCACUACACCCAUCACCACACCAAUCACCACACCAAUCACCACAUCCAUGACGAGCACCACACCCAUCACCACACCAAUCGCCACAUCCGUGACAAACACCACACCCAUCACCACAUCCGUGACAAACACCACACCCAUCACCACACCAAUCACCACACCCAUUACCACAUCCAUCACCACAUCCAUGACGAACACCACACCCAUCACCACACCCAUCACCACACCAAUCACCACACCAAUCACCACACCAAUCACCACAUCCAUGACGAACACCACACCCAUCACCACACCCAUCAACACAUCCAUGACUAACACCCAUUACCACACCCAACAUCAUACGUAG
Messenger RNA from Liolophura sinensis, 693 nucleotides. Its product is annotated as mucin-2-like. The transcript has a single exon. Bases 1 to 693 code for a protein of 230 amino acids. The record is from RefSeq and is a predicted model, not a curated record. NCBI's taxonomy places the organism in Eukaryota, Metazoa, Mollusca, Polyplacophora, Chitonida, Chitonidae.